GCUAGCUGCCAUACACAUUCAGCCCUUCGGUAGUCUAAGACAGUGUUGUGAAUAUAUUUCUACCCAUUACACUUUGUGGCGCAGUCGGUAGUAGGAGUGUUCUAAGGAGGACCUUUGUGCAUCAUGCCAGUCCAGCUUCCAUCACAAGGGAAACCAAGGAGUUUUGGAGUAAAUAUGGCGUCAAGUCAACGAGAAGUGCUUCAGUCAUCCAAAUUACAAGAAAUGAUUGAAACUGUAAUUAAAAAUGAAAAUUUCAUACAUCAUCAUAUACAUAUCAAGACAAUAAAAGUGAAAAAUAGCUACGUUGGUGUUUAUAGACAAAUAAAUAUAAGAGGAGAGAGCAAAACGGGUAAAAAGGAACUGCACUUAUUUACUAAAACCAUGCCUCAUAAAGAUUACGUUGAAACAAAAGGAUUCGAUGAAAUGUUUUCAAUAACAGAUGCAUAUAGUAAAGAGGCUUUUAUGUAUUCUGAAUUUAGCAAAACUAUCAAUGAGGUGCAAGAAGAAGUCAGCAUACCUGUCAGAGAGCGAUAUACGCUUGCUAAGAGUUAUGCUAGCACAGAUUCAGACACCAUAAUAUUUGAGAACUUAACAACUAAAGGAUUCGAAAUGUAUCCACCACAAGAAGUGAUAACACUCAAGUUCGCCGAGCUAGCAAUCAAGAGUUUGGCAAAGUUCCACAGUUUUGCCUUCAUACUCAAAGAAAAGCGUAUAAAAUUCUUUGAGGAUUUAGUAAAAAUCAUGAAACAACCAUUCUUUUAUGAUACGAAAUCGUAUAAUAAAAAUUUGGAGACCAAAAGCCAAAUAGGUAUAAAUUGCCUGAAUCCAGAACUGAGAAAAAGGAUGCAAGAAUACGUGCUGACUACAUUUGACAAAUACUUAAAGUAUAUUCAAGAUCCAAAGGACACGUGGACUCUGGUGCAUGGAGAUUACAAAACCAGUAAUAUUAUGGUUCAACUCAAGGAUGGUGACGUCUUCAAUGUGAUGCCUGUUGACUAUCAACUUUCCUUCUAUGGCUGCCCUAUCCUUGACCUGAUGUUAUUUAUGUUUUCUUGCACCGAUCAAGAGUUCAGGAAAAAUCACAUGGAAUACCUCAAAAAUCUGUAUUACACAUCCAUGCAGCAGUUUUUAAGCCUUUUCAACAUGGACGUUGAAAAUUAUUACCCUAGAGCAGAAUUUGAAAGGAUCUACAAAGAGAGAUUUGAUCUUGGCCUAACGUUAGCACUAUUCAUGCUUCCGAUACAAUUUAAUGAAGAUGAUGCAUCGACGUCCAAUCAGAAUCAUGUGCUCUGCGAAAGAGUUCGUGGAGUCGUGGACGAUUACAUUCAAUGGGGCUACAUCUAAAGAAGAUGACAUUUUUGUGGUUAUUUAAAUAAUAUUGUUAGCGUGACGUGUUGCGGUGCUUUUGUUCUUCUUUGUAAAUAAAGUGAUAUGUACAUACAUAAAUGUUUUUUUUUUUGCAUUAGACAGUCAUUUUGUUACGCUGUGGUACAUACAAUUGCACAUUUGUAUUUCUAAAAGAAAUUAUUAAUUAGUUU
Messenger RNA from Ostrinia furnacalis (Asian corn borer), 1538 nucleotides. RefSeq lists its product as uncharacterized. Bases 124 to 1344 code for a protein of 406 amino acids. Lineage: Eukaryota; Metazoa; Arthropoda; Insecta; Lepidoptera; Crambidae. The record is from RefSeq and is a predicted model, not a curated record. The transcript is spliced from 3 exons.